AUGAUCGAAAAUGGAGUCCCUUCGAGCGAAAUCCUGGAAGCCAUCCGGAGUGGUUCAGAAGGUGACCAGCCCCUGGAGAUCCAGGGAGAAUCUGAAGAGGCAGAUGAGCCAGUGGCGAAGUCCCUGUCAGAGGAGAGGCCACCACGGAGUUCCGGAGUGGUACCUCCUAGUUGGACCACCGAGAAGAAGGCGGAGAAGCCUGCCAAGGUACCCGCCAGCUCAGAGGGCUCUUCCUCAGCCGCUUCGACGCCUCACCUUUCCACUGACCGCUCCUCCCGGGAUACUCCCACCUGGGCGACAGGAGUGGCACUUUCGCCUCUGAACUUCGCAAAGAAGGCAGUGUCACCAACUCCUCAAGGUCCGCAGGUGCGAGUCAAAGAGGAAGAGCCUGAGGAGAAACCUGAACCAUCGGCAGUUGUGCCAGACUUGGAUCCAGGUAGGAUCGCCAAGGGCCUGGACGAAGUAGGCAUCUUUGGAGGAUUCUCAAAGAGAGCUGAAAAGCCGAGCGGGUCCGAGGCCAUUCCUUCUCGAGUCGCACCUUAUGUCCCUUUAGGCCUUCCCCGCCGGAGCCGUCCCCUCGAAGAAGCCAAGCUCGAGGAGUUCAGGAAGCUCGCAACCCACCUCUUUGAAGAACUCGUGAUUCAUGAGGUGGAGAUGGACCUGGUGGAGACGGUCAGUUCGAGGGAUGGCAUCAUCGACUCCGCGCUCUUCCACAGGUACACGGACCCGAAGUCAGCAGGCACAGCCCUCAGGUAUGCGCUCCUCCUGUCACGCUAUCUUCAAGCCUACGAGAUCAAAUAUGGGACCCCUUCAGUCACGGGGCCAAAGAUCAUGGGGCUUGAAGCGAUCCAGGAGAACAGGCUGCCUGAGACCGGCGGGGAGGGUUCGGGAGCGGAAGCCAUGAGGCGCGCCAUUGUCUGCACGGAGGAUCGACAGGGAGAGCGCAGGAUCAGCAGUGACUGCGCAGUCCCUGUUACCGAACUCCCGCCUGCGCUACGUGGGACUGGUGCAGAGGACCUGGAGGAGUUGGAGGUCACCCUGGGAAAGGAAAGAGAUGCGGCCGCCAAUUACUACAAAGACCACCCGAUCGAGCACGUUGAGACAUCGCCCAAUGCCGUCGAGUGGGGGCCUGAUUCUGAUGACAGUGAGGGCGACCCUGCAACAACGGACCUAGAGAUGCACCACACCUUUGUGCAACUCGCCUCGGGAGCUGGAAAGAUCCAUAAACCCUCAGUCGGGGACGAACACAUGCCAAGGUGUGGGAGCCAGGGUUCAAGGUUCGCGGAACUCGGCGUGGACCACAGCUGGGGCGUGAACUACAAGCUCUGCAACAAGUGCUUUGGAAAAAAUGCAGAAGCAUCCACGUGCCCCUUGCUGUGUGACUUCGUGCUGAAGAAGGGGGGCAAGGUUGUGCUACGUUGCGGACGACGAUGCAGAGGCGAUCAGGUAGAAGGACAUCUGAACCCCAGUGAGCAGGGCUUUGAUCCAGCGAGUAGGCACAGGUGCACCUUGCACAGUGAAGAGGUGCUAGAGGAGGAUCUAUAG
Durusdinium trenchii is the source of this 1545-nucleotide messenger RNA. Lineage: Eukaryota; Dinophyceae; Suessiales; Symbiodiniaceae. The record is from the annotation of a GenBank genome assembly.